Messenger RNA from Mya arenaria, 1942 nucleotides. RefSeq lists its product as uncharacterized. The record is from RefSeq and is a predicted model, not a curated record. The coding region runs from base 104 to 1942 and encodes 612 amino acids. The transcript is spliced from 5 exons. Lineage: Eukaryota; Metazoa; Mollusca; Bivalvia; Myida; Myidae.
CAUCACGAUUUUGCUGUGAUGUAAUGGACGCAGAUUGACAGGGAAGAUGAACAUGCAUUUUGUUUUUGUUAUUCUAUAGUGAUUUUGUAAAGUUUGACUUGGAAUGGAGGUAUCCGGAAGGAAAGUUAAGGCAGACGUGUCGUCAGGAGACACGACGUAUUGUCAACCCUGCUCCCAGGAUGGGGAAAAAGUCUCAUCUGAGGUAUACUGUACUGUCUGCAAGGAGUUUCUGUGCAGCACGUGUUCACGUGUCCAUAAAAAGCUCAAGGUGACAAAAUCACAUCGACUCAUACAUGGAACCAGUAUGCCAACUAUGCAGGGUCCUUCAGGUGGACUUCAAUUAACAGAGCCUUGCGAUAUCCAUCCUGAUGAGUUCAUCAAAUACUUCUGCCCCUCCCACCAGACACUCAACUGUGGACACUGUCUAGUGACAGAGCAUAGAACAUGUCAUGUUGACAUUAUUUCUGAGCUUGCAGAGGACUUCAAAUACGGACAUGAAUAUGAUGACACCCAUAAAGAUAUUGUCCAGUUUUCUAAGGAUAUUGAAAAGUUUGCUGGAGACAUUACAAUUAAGUUGAAAUUGAUAAAAGAGCUCGCCGAAAUGGAAUUUACACGCUUACAGGAAUUCAGAGAAAAGGUCAACAUAUACUUGGUCGGGAGGGAAAACUCCCUUCGGAAGGUCAUACAACAAAUAAAAGAUACGGAUGCAACUCUUCUUGACUCUAUGAAACCAACAUGCGAUCACAUUAAGGCCAAGGUAGAAGCACUAAUAUCAAAAUUCGAAGAACAAGAGAGAAACACAGCCCAACUAUUUAUUAAAGUCAAGAAAGCCCAGAAACAGCUUAAGUGUCUGCAGUCGGACAUGGCGGAUAUCAACAAGAAGCUUACCAUCCAUAGGUACCAGUUUAGGAAUGACCCUGUCACUGAAAAGAUGUUGCAAUCAACUACAGGCUUUGGUACCAUUGAAAGAAUAACAACUGGUGAAGAUGGAACAUUGGGCAGCAAAUCACGUGCAGAUCAGGUUCAUGGAAAACUUAAUCCGAAGCCAUUCGAACAAGACCAGGUUCCUGGAAAACUGUUAAAGCCGAUGAAACAAGGUGCGCAAACAGAAGCCAGUGUUGAUCUGACCAACAUGAAGUUCACACCAGCCGGUGCUAUCAAGGCUACAGCUGUCGUCGAUGGCUGCUGGCUGUCUAGCUUGCUUCUCCUGCCCGGAGACAGGCUUCUGCUGACUGACUUAAACAGCGACACAAUGCAGUUGUUGAAUCUGCAGACCACCACAUUGAUGUCCCAGGUUAGUGUGCCAGGUCCGCCAUGGGGCAUUUGUCUCCUUCCUAGGUACAUGUUGGCUGUUACCUUGACGUCUGGUAGAAUUCAGUUCCUAGCAUCACGGGAAAAGCUCUCCCUUGGCCAAACUCUCAAGGUACAUGAUGACUGUCGAGGUAUUGGUUAUCAUAAAAACAGGUUAAUAGUGUCUUACCAUAGUGGAAAAGUAGAGACAAUGGACAUUACAGGGAAAGUUAUCAAGACAAUAGACAAAGCUGGUAAUGGGCAGUCAAUAUUUGGUCGACCAGAUUACCUGACAGUUGUUGAAGAAGGUAAUUCAGCAGUUAUCUACGUAUCGGACAUUACUAAGUCCACCAUCACCAAGCUGGACAUGGACCUGAACAUUCUACAGGUUUUUCAGGGUCCUGCACUGAGAGGGCCACAAGGCAUCACUGCUGUGGAUCACCAGCUGAUCAUCUGUGGUUAUGGUAGUCAUAACAUUAUAGGAAUUAAUCUGUCCACUGGCAAGAUGACUGAACUGCUUGGGAAGGAAAAUGGCAUACAGAGGCCUCUAAAUGUCUGCUACAGUCAACAGGAAAAGAAGUUGUAUGUCACAAGCUUUAAUUCUGUGGAUGUCAUCUUGAACAAGUCAGUGAAAGUGUACAAGGCUGCUUGA